This is a messenger RNA of Argentina anserina (silverweed cinquefoil), 711 nucleotides long. RefSeq lists its product as uncharacterized. NCBI's taxonomy places the organism in Eukaryota, Viridiplantae, Streptophyta, Magnoliopsida, Rosales, Rosaceae. The record is from RefSeq and is a predicted model, not a curated record. The coding region runs from base 239 to 673 and encodes 144 amino acids. The transcript is spliced from 2 exons.
UCUGGAUAUACAAAUCCAGAGAACAAUUAGCCUGUUUAUUUGUUAGAAAGGUAAUCCAUCUAUCAUUAUCUGAAUACUGUACGUUGAUAUCGUUCAGCUGCAGUCCUGCAGUUAGAUUUCCUAUCUUCGAUCUUUAACUUAAUUUUCUUCCAUCUUAAAUUAAUCUGUCGAUCCUACGUGAUUACUCAGUAUAUAUUGUCAGUAAUAUAGUCCAUAAGACAAGGUCUAGAUACUGGCUAUGGCUUCCUCUCUCCCUCGUUUGUAUAAUACUCCAGUCCAGCUAUAUUUGAAUAACAGCAGCAAUAUUCGUCGUACGAAUAUGAUCACGCAAGUAAAGGCUCACAGCUAUGACGAAGGAAGAUCAUCACGCAGAAGCAGCAAUAACGUUGAUUCAAAUAUGAGUGUUCUAAGAGAGAAGAUGGAAAUGGUUAAGAUGAGGGUGAGACUUGAGAAACUAAGUCUCAAACAUCAUCGUCAAGAGCAAUACGGUUGGAAUUAUGCAAACGGGUAUCAAUGUAAUGACCAACUCAGAAGAGCAAGAGCAAGAUCGAGAGACUUCUCAAGCUUCUUUUACCUCAUACGUUUGGUCAUUCUCACUUUUGGUUUUACUUGUUCUACUGCUACUUUUUCCCUUUUCCUUGUAUCCCUAGUGAUUAACUGCACAAGUCAAUGAUAAGCGCACAUAUAUUAUAACGUGUAUCCAAUAAAAUU